GGGAAGCCACAGUUGGCCACCAACCCUAUGGAUGCGACACCACCGCCUCCAUGUAUAUAUAUGCGUGUGUUGAUGCGUGUCUAUGCAUUAACGAGAAUCAGAACAAAGUGCAGAUAACGAAAACGAGGUGUGCCUCUGUUCUGACCCACGUCUUUCUCGGUCCCUCUGCUUCUGAGUCCCGCGAGAAACGAUAACUUUUGUUUUCUCUUCCUCUUCAGUGGGACCCCAUUAUUCUUGUGUUUGCAUCUUCCUCCUAAACGACGAUCCACUCAUUCCCACAUCAACCCUUUCUCUUCACUCUGUCGUUUCGUAGCUGCUUCUAUCUUUGUUAUCUUUCCCUUUUCUCGUUUCUGGUUGUGGUUCUACUUGAAUUGUUUGAUCCCUUUGAACCAUUUCCACUCCCUCAUCGUUACUCGUUGUUUUACUGCAUAUUGAACCCGAGAUUUGUUUCAGAAAUUUCGGAUUCGCGAUUUCGGUUAUUUCUCUGUAACCCCGUUAAGUUGCAUCUAGAUUUGAUACCUGAAUUUGAAGUUUGUAUUUGAUUUUUUUUGGGAUUCGGUUGGUUGGUUGGUAGGUGGUUGAUUUGGCGUUGUAUCUGGGGAUUUGCUGGUCGUUGCAUUUGUGGUCUUCAAUGGGCUGUUUGGAUGAGGGCCAUUUCAAUGUUGAGCAUGAUAAUGUUGUGAGUAAUGGGUGUGUUGAAUUGGGUUUAGAAGAGGAGGGGAAUACAAGUGCCAUUGAAGAUGCUGUGAAAGUUCUGUUGCUCGGUCUGGGGGAAGAUGUGAACAGGGAAGGUCUCAGAAAGACGCCACUUCGUGUGGCCAAAGCCCUUCGUGAGGGAACCAGAGGUUACAGACAAAAGGUGAAGGACAUUGUUCAGGGUGCACUGUUUCCUGAAGCUGGUCUGGAUAAUAGAGUUGGACAUGCAGGGGGAGCAGGGGGGCUUGUGCUUGUUCGAGAUCUAGACCACUUUUCUUAUUGCGAGGCCUGCUUGCUUCCAUUCCAAGUCAAGUGUCAUGUGGGCUAUAUCUCUUCUGGUCAAAGAGUUGUUGGUUUAAGCAAGCUCUCGCGUGUGACUGAUGUAUUUGCUAAACGGCUCCAAGAGCCUCAGCGUCUGGCGAAUGAGAUCUGUACUGCUUUGCAUCAGGAAAUAAAGCCAGCAGGUGUUGCUGUUGUAAUCCAGUGUUCUCAUAUUCACUUUCCAAACAUAGAAUCAGUUCUUCUUGACUCCAAACACCAAGGAUGGGUGAAGAUACUUGUUUCUUCAGGUUCAGGGGUUUUUGAGAACAAGAGUGCAGAUGUAUGGGCUGAUUUUUAUAAUCUCCUUAAAUUUAGAGGCAUUGAUAGGGAAGAAAUACAGUUUAGAGUAUCAUCUGAUCAGUGCUGGUGUCCCUCUCUGUCUUCCCUUUCCGCUGAAGCUUCCUCCAAAAUUGAAGCAGUCAACCCAGUGACUGUCGCUGCAGUAGCCUCAAUUCUCAAAUCUUUGGGUGAAGAUCCAUUGAGGAAGGAGCUUGCAGGAACUCCAGGUCGAUUUGUGAAAUGGUUGAUGAACUUCCAGAACUGCAACAUGGAGAUGAGGCUGAACGGUUUUCUUGGUAAUGGUAUGAAUUCUUCAGACACCAAUGGGAACGCUAACUUGAAUGACAAACAAAUAUGCUCUGAACUGAACAUGCCUUUUUGGUCUCAGUGUGAGCAUCAUUUACUUCCAUUUCAUGGUGUUGUUCACAUCGGAUAUCUUGGCUCCGAUGGAUUUAAGCCCAUCGGAAAAUCCCUUUUGCAGUCCAUAGUACACUUUUAUGGUUUCAAGCUCCAAGUUCAGGAAAGACUUACCAGACAAAUAGCAGAAACCAUUUCACCACUGUUAGGUGGAGACGUGAUAGUAGUUGUGGAGGCAAGCCACACCUGUAUGAUUUCUAGGGGAAUUCAGAAGUUUGGAAGUAGCACGGCUACCAUUGCCGUGUUAGGAAAUUUUUUGACAGAUGCUUCUGCGAGGGCUAUGUUCUUGCAGAGUAUUCCAAGUUCUACUUCUCCAGAAGGACUAUGAUCUUUGUUUGAGCUCACUUGGAAUAAUUUAGCUGUCGUUCUAAUUGUCAUGUCAAGUUAUCAAAAAAAUUGUCAAUUCUUGUCUCUAGAUUUUAACAUCCUGGAAGCAUGAAGUGGGCGUACUUUAUGUGGAUCUGGAGGGGCAAAGAGAUAUAAACCGGGAGACAAACCUGAGCUAAAUUGUCAGGUAAAUCCAAUUUACAAUGACAAUAAGUAGCAGAAGCAUCAUAAGGAGACAUGUAAAUAUGUUAGACGUGUUACUUAUUGGGAUCCAUAUCUGAUCUAUUUACAUGUCUUUCUUAUAAUUGGUUUGAUGUUUGUGUGUGUCAUAUAGUAGAGUUCCAAGUCGUAAUUGAAGGCUUAUUUGGCAACAGUGCAAGAGCCUACACAUGGAUAAUUCUGGAGAGAUCCUUCCAUUCUAUGGAUAUUCUGAAGAAAAAGAUUACGAGUUUCUCAUGUUUUGUUGUUGUGCCUGUGUUUUACCAGCAGCAAUUGUCUGAUACGUCUUCUUUGUGUUACGACGUUUUAAAUAUCAUUGAUGUGUGCAACGUCCAGUCAGAAAAUUAAAAGAUGCUGUUGAUGUCUGUCCCAAAAAAAAAAAAAGGGAAUCAUAUACCGUUGGUGUUACCCUGCUUA
Molecule: messenger RNA, 2676 nt
Organism: Neltuma alba
Lineage: Eukaryota; Viridiplantae; Streptophyta; Magnoliopsida; Fabales; Fabaceae
Product: GTP cyclohydrolase 1
Exons: 2
Coding region: 632-2041 (469 amino acids)
Biological process (GO): tetrahydrofolate biosynthetic process; tetrahydrobiopterin biosynthetic process
Cellular component (GO): cytoplasm
Molecular function (GO): zinc ion binding; GTP cyclohydrolase I activity; GTP binding
Source: RefSeq, a predicted model, not a curated record